UGAUUCUACGACUUCAUUGCUAGAAAGAAAUUCAUACUCUGAUUCGCAUGUUUAUGGGGAGUAUAUUACAAAAUCUGAGGGUUUGACUGGUGGAGUUGACGAAUUUGCCUCCGGCGAGCAGUCGAACACUGCAUUCAUUCAUUCAGCUAAUGCCAAUGAAGGAAAUCGCUCUCUGAAACUUCCAAUGAGCCAACCACUUCUCCAAGAGUCUCUCGAGCCGCCUCGACCAUUACCUUGCAUACGCUUCUCAAAACCCCACAACCCUCUAAUCGAUCACAGCUUCGAGCAGAACUACAGAACCACGUGCACUCUCCUCCUCUCCCAAACCCGCUCGAGGUUCCUCCCGAAAGGCCUGGCCUUGCAUGCCCACAUCAUCAAGUCCGGAAUCAGUGCAGUUCCGCUCGUCUGCCACCACCUCAUUAACUUCUACUCCAAGCUCCAGUGCCCAGUUGAGUCUACGAUCGUCUUUGGCGAAGCGCCGGUGAAGUCACCCACCACAUGGAGCUCCGUUAUCUCUUCGCUGGCCCAGAACGAGUCCCCGUGCUUAGCUCUUCAGUAUUUUCGCGAAAUGAUACGUUCUGGUGUCAGACCCGACGAUCAUACUUUCCCGUGUGCUACGAAAUCUUCCGCCAUGCUUUCGGAUUAUCAUAUCGGGGGAAUGGUACAUUGCUUUUCUGUGAAGACAGGGUUUGAUUCGGACGUGUUUGUUGGGAGUUCUCUGGUGGAUAUGUACGCUAAGUGCGGGAAGAUAGAUAUAGCUCGGAAGGUGUUCGAUGAAAUGCCUGAGAGGAAUGUGGUUUCUUGGAGUGGGAUGAUAUGUGGGUAUGCUCUGAUAGGCGAGGAUGAUGAGGCUUUAAGGCUUUUCAAGGAAGCGUUAGUGGAAGAUUUGGAUGUCAAUGAUUUCACAUAUUCAAGUGUGAUUCGAGUAUGUGGUAAUUCCACUCUGCUUGAGUUAGGGAAGCAGAUACAUGGGUUGUGCUUGAAAACAAGCUAUGAUUCAUCGAGUUUUGUGGGAAGCUCGUUAAUAUCUUUGUACUCUAAGUGUGGACUUGUAGAAGGUGCUUAUCAAGUUUUUGAUGAGGUGCCGGUCAAGAAUUUGGGUAUGUGGAAUGCAAUGUCUAUAGCCUGUGCUCAACACGGGCACACCAAGAAGGUUUUUGACUUGUUCACACAGAUUGAAAGAGCUGGGCUGAAGCCAAAUUUUAUUACAUUUUUGUGUGUGCUCUAUGCUUGUAGCCAUGCAGGGCUGGUUCAAGAAGGGAAACACUAUUUUGGGUUGAUGAAAGAUUAUGGGAUUGAGCCAGGCGAUCAGCAUUUUGCUUCGUUCGUUGACUGCCUUGGCCGAGCUGGAAAAUUACAAGAGGCUUUAAAAGUUGUUGAAGAAAUGCCCAUGCAACCUACAGAAUCUGUUUGGGGAGCAUUAUUGACUGGCUGUCGCAUUCAUCGCAACACUGAAUUGGCAGCUUAUGUGGCUGAUAGGGUUUUUGAGUUAGGUCCCGUGAGUCCAGGCCUACAUGUGCUAUUAUCCAAUACUUAUGCGGCUGCUGGUAGAUAUGAAGAUGCAGCGAAAGCUAGGAAGAUGCUGAGGGAACAAGGGGUGAGAAAGGAAACAGGUUUGAGUUGGGUUGAAGAGGGGAACAGGGUGCACACAUUUGCUACUGGUGAUAGGCGCCAUGCGAAAUAUAAGGAGAUUUACCAAAAGUUGGAAGAAUUAGGGGAUGAAAUGGAGAGAGCUGGUUAUGUUGCAGAUACAAAUUUUGUGUUGCAACAAGUGGGUGACCAAGAGAGGAGCGAGGCGAUCAGGUAUCACAGUGAAAGAAUAGCCAUUGCUUUUGCACUCAUCACAUUUCCACCUGAAAGGCCAAUUAGAGUUAUGAAAAACUUGCGUGUUUGUGGCGAUUGUCACAAUGCUAUGAAGUUUAUGUCCAAGUGCACAGGAAGAAUAAUCAUUGUGAGAGAUAAUAAUCGAUUUCAUCGAUUUGAGAAUGGCAAAUGCACGUGUGGCGACUAUUGGUGACUGAAGAAUUUGUACAUAUUAAGGAGCUUUGAUUCAUGUGAUUUUGUUUCACUGCUAUUGAUGAGGCUGGAAAAUUCCUGGGUUUUGAGAUGACAUGGAUAUUGGCAUGAAGGUGAUAUGGAUUGUCAGCUCCUCUAGUGUCAAAAUUCUGCUAUGUCAGAUCUUUUCCUACAACUGAAUCUGCUAUAAGUACCCAAUUUGGUGUGGAUCAGUGGAUGACUAUUAAUGCUAGAACAUUGGAUUUUCCUUUCCUCUAUUGGUUCUGAAAUUAAAGCAAUAGGUUUUUAGAAGUCUGUACAAAGUUGAAGGUUUUGGGUUUCUCUUUUCCCUUGGCUACAUCCAUUUAUCAUAGAAGUCUGUGUAAAGAACCUAGCCAGAGGUAGAAUUUUUCAUAGAAUUGAGUUCCUACUGCUGGCUAUGUGUUUGGCUACUUUCCGUUGCACAUUCUCUGUUUCUUUGAAGCUUAAUUGGUCUAUCUUGGAGGAAUUAAAAGAAAUGGAAUCUGAGACACUAGCUGUUCAUUAUCAACCAAAUAAACUUCAAAGACUUCUUUCCACUAUUGCGCCUGUGCUAUUGAUUGCAGUAGGAUAUGUGGACCCCGGCAAAUGGGCUGUAUUCGUUGAAGGAGGUGCCCGUUGUGGGGUUGAUUUGAUGAUUGUGUUACUUCUGUUUAAUUUAGGAGCAAUUUUGUGUCAGUACUUGUCAGCUCGUAUUGCAGUGGUUACAGGUAGAGAUCUUGCCCAGGUAUGGAUCUCAAUUUGCUAUUUUCUUCUUGUCGUUGACAUUAUCAUUGAGCAACCUUAUAAGCUUAACAAUUUGAUGUUAGAUUGUUUGAACAAUUUUCUUGGCCUUGCAAUAUAGCAUCUGAAAUCCCUCCAUUCUAAGGACAUAUUUAAUUCUAUGCCAUCUCAUUCAUUGCAAUUAUUGAACACAUUCAAAGGGAAUUCUAGGUUAUAUUUGUAAAACCAUGGUGCCUAAUAGGAUCAUAAUUCAUUUUGGUUGGAGAUUUCUUUCUUCUCUCCUCUUUCAAUGACUGUUGCCAUGCUAAAUUGACAGAUCCACCCUAUUUUUUUAAUUCAAUCCUCACUGCCAGGCAAUGAACAAAAUAUUCCUUAUUCUUCCGCUUCUCUUUUUUCU
Molecule: messenger RNA, 3154 nt
Organism: Ipomoea nil (Japanese morning glory)
Lineage: Eukaryota; Viridiplantae; Streptophyta; Magnoliopsida; Solanales; Convolvulaceae
Product: putative pentatricopeptide repeat-containing protein At5g52630
Exons: 2
Coding region: 185-2017 (610 amino acids)
Biological process (GO): RNA modification
Molecular function (GO): RNA binding; protein binding; zinc ion binding
Source: RefSeq, a predicted model, not a curated record